UCUUUAAAACUUCUCACCACCCAACCCCAAUAAUAUUUUCAUCAUCGUUCCUUCAUCUUAUCUUCUUGGUGCAGCUUCUAUGAGUUCUGCCAUAACCAAACCUCCUACAAGUGAGUGCGACUCCUCCGAGGAGAGUGGUUGGACUAAGUACUUUGAGGAUUUCCUUAACGACCAUCGUAUUGAUGAUCACAAAUGUUGUUCUGUGUCUUUCUCUGGUGUUGAUAGCGACUCCACCCUCUUUUCCUGUGCUGCUCAUAAAACCUUAACUGAUGAUGACACCACGCAACCUCAGGAUUCAUGUUUCAGGAAGAGAAAGAAGAUCAAAACUGCUUUAGGGGUUGAUGAUGCUUUGGAAGAUACUGCAACUUCUCCGGUCAAAGGUUCCAAGGGAAAAAAAACUACCCCAAGAGAGAGAGAUGAAAGUCUUAGAAGUGACAACGACCAGACAGAACUGAAGAAGAAAGGUCUUUGCUUAGUUCCUAUGUCGAUGAUAGCGAAAUAUAUUGGUUGAUUAAUUCCAUGAAAAACCACUCAAUAUAUAUGCAUUUGAGAAAAUAUAUCCAUUGACACCCACAGGAAAAGAAAAUGAAUAUGGAUGUGCAACAAGAAAAAGGAAAAUGAGAAAAUUGUGAAUUCUUGAGUGUUGAAAAUACUUAUGAAUUUCUCUCUCUCUUAAUUAGUGCACAUAAUGGAUAAUCGUUUUUUAAGGCAAAAUAGAAUCAUGCCA
This is a messenger RNA of Vigna angularis (adzuki bean), 727 nucleotides long. Its product is annotated as vascular-related unknown protein 1. Lineage: Eukaryota; Viridiplantae; Streptophyta; Magnoliopsida; Fabales; Fabaceae. The coding region runs from base 80 to 511 and encodes 143 amino acids. The record is from RefSeq and is a predicted model, not a curated record. Gene Ontology annotation, biological process: xylem development. The transcript is spliced from 2 exons.